Messenger RNA from Xiphias gladius (swordfish), 1438 nucleotides. RefSeq names its product solute carrier family 25 member 40 (gene slc25a40). Gene Ontology annotation, biological process: mitochondrial transmembrane transport. Lineage: Eukaryota; Metazoa; Chordata; Actinopteri; Istiophoriformes; Xiphiidae. The record is from RefSeq and is a predicted model, not a curated record.
UCAUCAUCAUCGUCAUGUAAUGUUGUGUAAACUGAGCUAGCUCUUACAAACCCCUUAACAAACACACGUGCGAAAGCUCUGCUCUCCUGUUAGAGUUGUAGGAUAGCUGUAACUCCCGCACUGUUAUAAAACUAAAAAACUCGAAGGGAUGUGUGUGUUCAUGGAAGACUUAUUGGAUGCUGAGAAGCUUUAGCAGACAUCAUGAAUCGCGCAAGUCCUGCCCCUGCAGCCAGUAAUGGCAUUACUCCACUCCAACAGAUGGCGGCGUCCUGCUCCGGAGCCAUCCUCACCUCUCUGAUCGUCACACCUUUGGAUGUUGUGAAGAUCAGACUUCAAGCACAGAAGAAUCCCUUCCCCAAAGGUAAAUGCUUCGUCUAUUGUAAUGGAUUGAUGGACCACAUAUGUGUGUGUGAGAACGGCAACUCCAAGGCCUGGUACAAAGCCCCUGGACACUUCAACGGCACACUGGAUGCCUUCGUCAAGAUUGUACGCCGUGAGGGAAUAAAGGCAUUAUGGAGUGGUCUACCUCCAACCCUUGUGAUGGCAGUCCCAGCUACAGUGAUCUACUUCACGUGUUACGACCAGCUGUGUGCAGCGCUCAGGGUCAGGAUGGGCACCUACGCUGAGGAGGCUCCUCUCCUGGCAGGAGCUAUCGCUAGAGUGGGUUCGGCGACAGUGAUCAGCCCUCUGGAGCUGAUCCGCACUAAGCUGCAGUCUCAGAAACAGUCGUACAGGGAGCUGACUGACUGCAUCCGCUCAGCAGUGGAGACAGAGGGCUGGCUGUCGGUGUGGAGAGGUUUGGGACCCACGCUGCUCCGUGACGUGCCCUUCUCGGCCAUGUACUGGUACAACUAUGAGAGGGGCAAGAGCUGGCUGUGUGAACGGUACAACACCAGAGAACCCACAUUCACCAUCACCUUCAUAGCUGGAGCGGUGUCUGGCUCAAUUGCGUCCAUUGUAACGUUACCAUUUGAUGUUGUCAAAACGAGAAGGCAAGUGGAGCUGGGAGAGCUACAGGCAAAGAAUUUGUCAUCUCAGGUGUCAUCUUCCACCUUCAGUGUGAUGAGCAGGAUUGUGGCACGGGACGGCUUUGGUGGACUGUUUGCCGGUUUCCUCCCCAGGCUGAUCAAAGUGGCCCCAGCCUGUGCCAUCAUGAUCAGCACUUAUGAGUUUGGAAAGGCUUUUUUCCGCAAACACAACCAGGAGGAUACUCAGGCCACUGCAGACCAGUAACACCUGAAAGUUUUCCAGUCACUUCUCUCCAAACCAAACACCACUACGACUACUGCUAGAUUAUACCUUUAUGGAAAAAGCUAAUAUUGCCAAAUUUUAAAAAAACAAGCAGGAAUGGGGGUGAAAAAAAUAAACAGCUUGACCCUUUUCUACAAUACAAAUUAUAGAUGAUCAAAAUUUAUAUUAAAAGCUUUUUAUUAUAUUA